Messenger RNA from Hibiscus syriacus, 539 nucleotides. Its product is annotated as photosystem I reaction center subunit psaK, chloroplastic-like. Lineage: Eukaryota; Viridiplantae; Streptophyta; Magnoliopsida; Malvales; Malvaceae. Gene Ontology annotation, cellular component: photosystem I; membrane. Gene Ontology annotation, biological process: photosynthesis. The coding region runs from base 63 to 452 and encodes 129 amino acids. The transcript has 3 exons. The record is from RefSeq and is a predicted model, not a curated record.
UUAAACUUAAAAUAAAUAAGAUCUGCUUCUGGUUAUCAUUCAUCCCCCUUUGAGCUUCGACAAUGGCAGUAACUGCACUGACAACACUCCCCCAAUUCAAUGGGCUAAGACCCCAAAUCUCUGCAACUCCAGCCAGGACCCUGGCAACAGUUCAACCGGCGAGGCGCAAGGUAAAUGGUGCUUUAGGUGCUCGUUGCGGUUUCAUUGGAUCUCCCACAAAUCUGAUAAUGGUGACGAGUACUACACUGAUGUUGUUCGCCGGGAGGUUCGGGUUGGCUCCAUCGGCAAACCGGAAGGCCACCGCUGGACUGAAGCUCGAAGCAAGGGACUCGGGCUUGCAGACCGGCGACCCGGCUGGUUUUACUCUUGCAGACACGUUGGCUUGUGGCAGUGUUGGCCACAUUAUCGGCGUUGGGGUGGUGCUUGGGCUCAAGAACAUCGGUGCUCUUUAGAAACGAGAUUUAGGCAUCUGUUUUCAACAGUCAUGUUCUUAUGCCGUUUCUGUGUAUUUUCACAAUAAAAAGUGGUUUGUAGUUUUG